AUGCUACAAAGAAUUUAUUUAUCACGGUAUACAGUACCUUCUUGCAGGAGGCACUUUUCGAAGUUGAUGUCCUCGUUGGAACAACAAAAGAGUAAAACAUUUACCGACAGGGUUAGAAACCCUAUAGAGGCGGGCCAAUCAUUGCACGAAACAAGACCAUUCCUCAUCAAGCCAGGCGAGUUGACACCUGGUAUUUCAGCAUUGGAAUACUAUGAAAGAAGAAUCAGGCUAGCGGAAAUAUUGCCAUCCAAAAGUUGCGUCAUUCUAGCCGGUAACGAUGUCCAGUUUGCAUCGGGGGCUGUUUUUUAUCCUUUUCAACAAAAUAAUGACCUGUUCUAUCUUAGUGGGUGGAACGAACCUAAUUCAGUUAUGAUUUUGGAAAAACCAACAGACAAUUUGAGUGAUACUGUUUUCCACAUGUUGGUCCCAUCAAAGGAUGCGUUUGCUGAAAAGUGGGAAGGAUUUAGAUCUGGGGUUAAUGGUGUUCAGGAAAUCUUUAAUGCGGAUGAAUCUGCCGCAAUUGAUGAUCUGUCUAAAUACCUGCCCAAAAUAAUUAAUAGGAACGACUUUAUCUAUUUUGAUAUGCUGUCAGCUCCUAAUUCAAGUUCUUCGAGUUUUAAGCACAUUCAAAGUUUACUGAAUGGUGGGAAUGGUAACCGAUCAAUUAACUCCAUAGCAAACAAGACUAUCAAACCCAUUAGUAAAAAAAUUGCAGAAUUCCGUAAGAUUAAAUCCCCUCAAGAAUUGAGGAUCAUGAGAAGAGCCGGCCAAAUAUCAGGAAGAUCGUUUAAUCAAGCCUUUGCAAAAAGAUUUAGGAACGAAAGGACUUUAGACUCCUUCCUUCAUUACAAGUUUAUAUCCGGUGGUUGUGAUAAAGACGCUUACAUUCCGGUGGUUGCCACAGGUUCAAACUCACUAUGCAUCCAUUACACCAGGAAUAAUGAUGUGAUGUAUGAUGAUGAAAUGGUUCUUGUUGACGCAGCUGGUUCCUUGGGUGGUUAUUGUGCUGAUAUUUCGAGAACGUGGCCCAAUAAUGGAAAGUUUACUGGCGCACAAAGAGACCUUUAUGAAGCCGUAUUGAACGUUCAACGGGGUUGCAUUAACCUUUGUAAAGCUAGCAAUAAUUAUUCUCUCCAUGACGUUCAUGAGGAAAGUAUUUCGUUGAUGAAAAAGGAAUUAAAAAACUUGGGUAUAGACAAAGUUACCGGAUGGAACGUCGAAAAAUUAUACCCUCACUAUAUCGGCCAUAAUUUAGGUCUAGACGUUCACGAUGUGCCCAAAGCUUCCAGGUACGAACCAUUGAAACCUGGUCAAGUGAUUACUAUUGAACCGGGCUUGUACAUCCCUGAUAGUGAAUCAUUCCCAUCUUAUUUUAGAAACGUUGGAAUAAGAAUUGAAGAUGACAUAGCCAUUGGGGAAGAUAGUUACACUAAUUUGACAAUCGAAGCAGUUAAAGAGAUCGACGACCUGGAAAAUGUCAUGCAAAAUGGCGUCUCUACGAGAUUCGAAGAAGAUGAAGUAGCACCAUUGUAA
Molecule: messenger RNA, 1533 nt
Organism: Saccharomyces eubayanus
Lineage: Eukaryota; Fungi; Ascomycota; Saccharomycetes; Saccharomycetales; Saccharomycetaceae
Gene: ICP55
Product: aminopeptidase
Exons: 1
Coding region: 1-1533 (510 amino acids)
Cellular component (GO): mitochondrion
Molecular function (GO): metalloaminopeptidase activity; manganese ion binding
Source: RefSeq, a predicted model, not a curated record